AUCUAAUCACGUGUGUGUGAGGUGUGCGUUUUUUUCUGCAUUGGAUUCCCAUUUCCCGUGCAGACUGUGUUUCUUUUCCUUCUACACGUUAUAGGCCUGCAACAGCAGAAUACUACUGUACCUAUGCAUGUUAUAUGCACUAUAAGUGACUGUCAGCAUCAAGUGCGCGACGUUAGCUGAAUCAGUCGGCGCCAAUGUAAGAUGCGAUCGGAUCGCCAUAAUGGAGUGGAAGACGAUUGCGCUGACAAUUUUUCUAAUAAGUUUGUGUUUUGUGGCGAUUCCUAUAAAAGUAGAACCGGACACGAGCCUCGAAGAUGCGAAAUUAUUCGAGGCGUAUGUGCAAGAUUACAAGAAGCCGUAUAAAAAUGAUCCCGACGAGUACGAGAGGAGAUUCGGGAGAUUUCAACAAUCUCUUCGCAAAAUUGAAAGUCUAAACAGGCUGAGAAGUUCAGCAGAUAGUGCUCGCUAUGGCUUGACAGAUUACUCAGAUAUGACAGAGCAGGAGUUUCUUGCACUGAAUCUUCGCCCAGACCUUUCCAAUCGUAGUGAAAAACAUCAUCAGUGCCAUUAUCAUCACAACCAUUCAGAUAAUAAGCGAUAUGAAAGAGCAGUAACAGUAUUGCCUGACAAAUUUGACUGGAGGACAAAGGGAGCUGUGACAGCAGUGAAGAGUCAAGGAUCCUGUGGAGCCUGUUGGGCCUUUAGUGCUGUUGAAACAGCAGAGUCAAUGUUUGCCAUAUCCAAUAAAACUUUACGGGCAUUUAGUGUGCAAGAGAUGAUUGAUUGUGCGGGAAAUAGUAAUUUUGGUUGUGAAGGUGGAGAUAUUUGUAGUUUAUUAGAUUGGCUACUAGUUUCAAAAACCGAAAUCUUGCCAGAGAUAAACUAUCCUCUGACCAGAACCACUGAUGCUUGCAAAUUACAAAAGACAGCUACCAAGAUACAAGAGGGCAUUCGUAUAUCAGACUUCACUUGUGAUAAUUAUGUCGGUGCCGAAGAUAAGCUGUUAAAAGUACUUGCAACAAAAGGACCAGUAGCAGCAGCAGUGAACGCACUUUCGUGGCAGAAUUAUCUCGGUGGCGUAAUUCAAUUCCAUUGCGACGGAUCGUUCAAGAGUUUAAAUCAUGCUGUGCAAAUCGUAGGAUACGACAAAACGGCCACUACUCCUUAUUACAUUGUUAGAAAUUCCUGGGGUCCAUCGUUUGGAGACAAAGGCUACUUAUAUAUAGCGAUUGGCAGUAAUCUGUGUGGUAUAGCAAAUCAAGUAUCUUCGGUCGACGUAGUUUAUUGAUGGGACCGAAAAACCGGACUUGGUAACAAUGCAAAUUUAUGAUUGAACAAAGAAAUUCUAAAUUGUGAUUGCAUAAUUUAUACUUAAACUUAUUGUUUUUAAAGUUUUACGAGUUAGUCUAUACAGCAAUAUGAUUGUUUUGAUUGAGGAAAGAACUACUGAACAAAAAUUUAUUUGACUUGAGUUUUUAUAUUUAUAGUUUAUAAAAUUUUGUUAGCUUAUAGUUCUGAAGUCAAGUAAUUUUCGUAAAAAACAAACGAACGAACAAAUCAAAAGUACUCUUACUGGAGUAUAAACGGGAUAGUAUUUUCACGUUUUUAUAAAGGGAAACAAAGUUUCGCAUUAACUUGUUACACACUGCGUUAUUAUAAAGCAAUAACUUUUCCAUGUUAUGUAUAUAUUUUUACAAACGUAGGCAGAAAAGUGGUCUACAAUAAAUCAUAAAAAAUAUUAA
Messenger RNA from Nasonia vitripennis (jewel wasp), 1742 nucleotides. Its product is annotated as cathepsin O. The record is from RefSeq and is a predicted model, not a curated record. The transcript is spliced from 6 exons. Bases 221 to 1288 code for a protein of 355 amino acids. Gene Ontology annotation, cellular component: lysosome. Lineage: Eukaryota; Metazoa; Arthropoda; Insecta; Hymenoptera; Pteromalidae. Gene Ontology annotation, molecular function: cysteine-type endopeptidase activity.